Pundamilia nyererei is the source of this 3103-nucleotide messenger RNA. RefSeq names its product transmembrane protein 214 (gene tmem214). The record is from RefSeq and is a predicted model, not a curated record. Lineage: Eukaryota; Metazoa; Chordata; Actinopteri; Cichliformes; Cichlidae. The transcript is spliced from 17 exons. Bases 150 to 2213 code for a protein of 687 amino acids. Gene Ontology annotation, cellular component: Golgi apparatus; endoplasmic reticulum.
GACGUCAUGCCGACAUAGAGACGUGGCACGCGGACGGUUAAACGCUCAGAGCAGUUUACGCAACGUCCUCUCGUUCAUUCAGCAGAAGGGAGGUAGGAGGCAGGAAGUCACGGUACCGAACUAAUAACAGCCCAUCUGGACCCGGAGACAUGGCUUCAAAUAACGGCUCGGUCGGAAAAUGGGAGGUGGUGAAGAAAGGCAAGAAAAAUAGCAACAACUCCGGCGGAGGAGGCAAGGUAGCGGCCGACAAGAAAGCCAGCGGAGAAAGGAAAGCCCUGGGCGAAUCUAACCAGCCGUCCAGACCGCCCGUGAAGAUGUCAGAGAGUCUGUAUGACAGCUUGGAGAAGGUGGGAAAGAAGCAGAACAAGGAGCAGGUUCCUCCACCAUCCGAGCCUCAAAACAAGAAGCCCUCAUCAAGUAAACCACCCAAGAAGUCGUAUUCGAGCAAUACAGCCUCUCCCACAACUUACAAAACCCUCGAGGAGGCGUUCAAAGCGCUGGAUGUUGCAGACCUGAAGCAGCAGUUGGCUCGCAGUCAGACCCUGUUUCCAGAAAACCCUUCGGUUUGGAUCAAAGAUCUGGCUGGAUACCUCAACCUCCAUUUAACUGCCCAGGACACGGAGCCCACACUCAGCAGCCACCCUUAUGACUACCCAUACUGCCUUACAGGAAAAGAGCUGAGGGGCGUGAUCAAAGGCCUCAUCGGACGUUGCAGCAGCGCUCUGCCAGAUUUCUUCGACCACUGUGUUUACACUAUGCUCAGGGAGUUGGACAGGCAGUCAGGAGAACCUCUACAUGGCUACAGAGUUUGCAUUCAGGCAGUCCUGCAGGACAAACCCAAAAUAGCCACCCAAAAUCUGCCAGAGUAUUUGGAAAUGUUGCGGUCAGUUCAGAAUCGUCCAGUAAAGUGUUUGACCAUCAUGUGGGCUCUGGGCCAAGCAGGAUUUUAUGAUCUCAGCCAGGGUCUAAGAGUGUGGCUGGGCAUCAUGCUCCCUGUGCUGGGAGUGAAGUCUCUGUCCUCAUAUGCCAUCGCCUAUCUGGAGAGACUUCUCUCACUUCAUUCAAACCUGACAAAAGGAUUUGGUAUUAUGGGUCCGAAAGAGUUCUUUCCUUUGCUCGAUUUUGCUUUCAUGCCAAAGAACGCCCUGUCACCAAGUCUGCAGGAGCAGCUGAGGCGUUUGUAUCCUCGACUGAAGGUCCUCGCAUUUGGUGCCAAGCCAGAGAACACGUUGCACACGUACCUGCCGUCAUUUCUGUCCAGAGCCACGCCACACUGUCCCGACGACAUGAAGAGGGAGCUGCUCAGCAGUAUGACUGAGUGUCUGUGUGUGGAUGUUCAGAGUUUAGGAGUGUGGAGGCAGCUCUACACCAAACACCUACCCCAGUCCAGUUUGCUUUUGAACCACUUAUUAAAGUCCUGGAACAUCCUUCCACCAAAGCUUCGGAAGAACCUCGAGGAAACGAUCCAGUCUUUUAGAGUGACCAACGAAGAAAUGAGAGACACCAUUGAAUCUCAUGACCUUCAGGAGUGCAACAGCCUGUGCCAGAAUCUGCAGGUAAAGAUGCGUGGUCACGGGUUCCCCUGGUCCAAGCUGCUCCUGGUUCUGCUCGUGUUCGUUGCCGGCUUCAUCGCCCACGACGUCAGAUCAAACGGCUCUGUCGCAGAUUCCAUCACAGCCAGGUAUCUGCACUCCUCAGGGAUCACAGCUGUAUCUCAGCAGGCCUGGAGCAAAAUAACAGUCUACUCAAAGCAGGGCUUCAGCUGGUUGGAGACAAACACUCCUUAUUAUUACUCUGAGUGUGUCCGGGUUUUGGGUCCAGUAACGGAACAAGGUUUGGAAAAGGCAAAGUCAGCAGCUGUCUUCAUCUCUGAAAACACCUCACGGUUUAUUGUCUGGGUUAAAGAAACCACACCUCUUGUCAUAGAAUGGGUGAACACCAACACCCCAGAGAGUGUGUUCCAGGCUCUGGCAUAUUUGAAGGAGCUCCUCAUCUUCCUACAUCAAAACUACAUCCUGCCAGCGCUGGCGUACACAUCUAACCUGCUACAGAGAGCAUGGGCCAACUUAGAGGACUCUUGCAAUGGGGAGGUGUCUGUAUCAUGUCUGCAGGGCCACGCCUUGUCCUUUACCAACUCGACGUGGCAGCUUCUCCAACACACGACCUCGGCAAUCAAGACAUGGGCCCAGGAUUUGCUCACUCGAGUGGGAUAACGCAAUACACACACAAUAUGCACACAGGAAGCUAAACACACCAACACACACACUCUGGCCCAGCGUGAGUCUGUCAUGUCCCUUGUGACACAAGUGGAUGCCGCAGGGUCAGAGGGAAACGAGCUCACUCAAAAAAGACCCUUUUUGUCUCUUGUUUUGGUUAAAUUUUAAAAUCAGUUUGGUGUUGUUUAGAUGUUUUUUUUUUUUUCUAUCAGUCUUUUUGUCACUGCUGGAUACGGAGGUUGUACCCUUCUUUCUCUCUCCCUGAGUUUUAUACUGCAAAUUUCAGCCACUGCUUGAGCCUCUGGGUUAGGCAGGUUCUGUAAUUUAUAGAAAAUAUAGGUUUGUAGAUGAUUUAUAAAAGUUUUUAUUUAAAUAUAAUUAAAAAAAAAAGUGUUGUGAAAGUUGGUAAAGGCAGGGAACAUGUCAGAAACGUCUCCAAGCCACUGAAAACCUCAUCAGAUGGUCAAGUCAUCUUUAACACCUGGUCCUGUGUGUGCAAACCCCUUGUCAAACCUAACUAGGGAGUUGUGUCUCCGGGCGGAUUUGCUCGUCCAGAGCACGGUCGUAAACACAGUCUUUUCACAUCAGUCCAGAAGAAAAAAUCUGUGUGUCUUGUCUCUGCUGUUUUGUUUCUGUCCCGUUUUCUAAUGCUUCACCUACCAGCAGAAGCUUCUCACCCGAGCUGCGAGAAGCACCGACAUCAUGUACCUGAAGGUCAAUGCGUUUCUGUGUUUGUGUCUGCGUGGAUCAGUUGUCAUCCUGUAUGCUGUAAUCUGAGAAAUGACAUUUUACUUAACUAACCCCCCAGCCUGUAAACAAGAUGAUAUGGAAGAGACCAAUGUCUUACUUUGUAAUGUAAAUGAUUUGUAAUAAAGACUCCAACCCCA